Molecule: messenger RNA, 357 nt
Organism: Echinostoma caproni
Lineage: Eukaryota; Metazoa; Platyhelminthes; Trematoda; Plagiorchiida; Echinostomatidae
Source: the annotation of a GenBank genome assembly
AUGCACCUUGCCUCAUGGAUAAGUGGACUGUUGACAGUAUUGCUAAUAGCCGCAAGUUUUGCUUAUUCUGCCCCAUUGUUGCUCUCUGGGACGGGAACUAUGUCUGACACGUCCAGUUCAUGGACACUGGAACGUGCUUCACGUGUCGGGGACCAGUUCAUCAUGCUCGCACUUGUUGGUCUGACUAUUUUCUGUGACACCCACUUGCCCUACUGGAUCUCUGUUGGUUCGGAAUUUUGGUUGCAAAUUAGACUACUCGUAGACAAUUUUAUCAUCAUCGCAGGUAUUCUGAUUACGAGUGAUCUGUUCAAAGAAUCUCGACGCAUUCGUUCCAAUCAGUCGACUAAGAUCAAAUGA